AGUGAACAUGGCAGGCAUCCUCGCCUGGUUCUGGAAUGAAAGGUUCUGGCUCCCCCACAACGUUACGUGGGCAGAUCUGAAGAGCACAGACGAGGCGACCUUCCCCCAAGCCGAGGACCUGUACCUGGCUCUCCCUCUGGCUUUCUGCAUCUUCAUGGCCCGCCUGGUGUUCGAAAGGUUCAUUGCCAAGCCUUGUGCCUUAGGCCUCAAAAUCCAAGCCAAUGGACCACAGAAAGCUCAGCCAAACGCUAUUCUGGAAAAAGUAUUUACUGCUAUUACAAAGCAUCCAGACGAGAAGCGACUGGAAGGACUGUCCAAACAGCUGGAUUGGGAUGUGUGUACAAUCCAGCGCUGGUUUCGGCAAAGGAGGAACCAAGAGAAGCCCAGCACCCUUACCAAAUUCUGUGAGAGCAUGUGGAAGUUUACAUUUUACCUUUAUACAUUCUCCUAUGGUGCAAGGUUCCUGAAGAAGGCUCCUUGGCUUUGGGACACCAGGCAUUGCUGGUAUAACUAUCCCUACCAGUCUCUAACCUCUGAUCUUCAUUACUAUUACGUUAUGGAGCUGGCGUUCUACUGGUCUUUGAUGUUUUCUCAGUUCACUGAUAUCAAAAGAAAGGACUUUGCCAUCAUGUUUGUACAUCAUCUCGCAACAAUUGCACUGAUGACGUUUUCGUAUGUCAAUAAUAUGGUGCGUAUAGGAACACUUGUCAUGUGUCUUCAUGAUGCAUCUGAUAUCCUGUUAGAGGCAUCUAAAAUGGCAAACUAUGCGAAAUGUCAAAGAUUGUGUGACCUCCUGUUUGUAAUGUUCGGCUUGUUAUUCAUCAGCACAAGGCUGGGUCUUUAUCCAAUAUGGAUAUUAAAUACGACUUUGAUUGAAAGCUGGGAGAUUGUGGGGCCGUAUCCAUCAUGGUGGGUCUUCAACGUCCUCCUGUUGCUGCUUCAGCUGUUACACAGCUUCUGGUCGUAUCUCAUCAUAAGGAUUGCUUGCAGAGCGAUCGCUAAAGGAAAAGCCGGGAAGUGGAACCCAUUACACGUAUCAAAGGACGACAGAAGUGAUAUUGAAUCGAGCUCAGACGAAGAGGAUUCAACACCAGCAACUCCAAAAAGCGGACAUAACAACAACACUAACGGAACCAACGGCACAAAUGGCUAUCUAACCAGCGGUGUCUAUUCAGAGGAAAACUAAUCAAUCAAAUGGGAAAGUACUGUACGAUAUUGCAAAAGCCAUUAGUAAUCUAAUUGUAUGUGAGGCACGAACAAACUUGACAGCUUGAUCCUGGACAUAUUCCACAAAAUGUACUGUUGAAUGCAUUUUCUCAUGUAUUUCAGAAUCAGACGAAGGUUUAUUGGAAGUAUCAAACUAUCUCCGAGAGUGCACUGCCAUUUUUCUGUCUUGAGAACGAAUGACGAUACACAUUAUGUACACGUAUGUAAGCAUGCCGUGUGUGUAUAUGUAGUCUGUCUGACUCAGUAUUUUCAUAUGUACUGUCUUUGUAUACGGCAUUAUUUAUUUUUAUAUGUUUGAGACUCGUGGGAAAAAAAAGGGAAAUUCUCGCUCGGUUACUCCUCCUUCUGGAAGAGUAAAUGUUUUGUGUUCAAUCAUUUAUCCUGUGCACAACUCAAUUUGCUGUGAUCUGUGACUUGCCACAUGCAAUAGAACCACACCUAGCUUGCAAGUACUGUGGUUUAACCAGCAGUAGGUAUAUUUGUGCUUUUUUGUAUUUCCAAUGAUUUACUUUCAGUUUCUCCACGACUAGGAUAUCGUCACCCAAGCCAUCUUGUUCUCAUAGAAAAUCAACAGCCACAGUGAAUGCCUGAAACACAGUGCUACAUCAUACAACAAGACUGCUUUGACUAUGUUUCUGUGGAACAAUUUAAAUUGUCUUUGAAAUCUGCCGCCGAUUCCCGAUAAAUAAAAACCUUCUUUCUGUGUAAACAUCAA
Molecule: messenger RNA, 1942 nt
Organism: Callorhinchus milii (elephant shark)
Lineage: Eukaryota; Metazoa; Chordata; Chondrichthyes; Chimaeriformes; Callorhinchidae
Gene: cers6
Product: ceramide synthase 6
Exons: 11
Coding region: 8-1186 (392 amino acids)
Biological process (GO): ceramide biosynthetic process
Cellular component (GO): membrane
Molecular function (GO): DNA binding; sphingosine N-acyltransferase activity
Source: RefSeq, a predicted model, not a curated record